Messenger RNA from Eucalyptus grandis, 1165 nucleotides. Its product is annotated as NADPH-dependent pterin aldehyde reductase. Lineage: Eukaryota; Viridiplantae; Streptophyta; Magnoliopsida; Myrtales; Myrtaceae. The transcript has 4 exons. Gene Ontology annotation, molecular function: oxidoreductase activity, acting on the CH-OH group of donors, NAD or NADP as acceptor. The record is from RefSeq and is a predicted model, not a curated record. Gene Ontology annotation, cellular component: cytosol. Bases 156 to 935 code for a protein of 259 amino acids. Gene Ontology annotation, biological process: folic acid-containing compound metabolic process.
GACUUUUGAGGAAAAUCGAUAGGAUGGGAGGCAUUUAACUGGAACUGGGCUUUUGCUUCUAUCGGGCCUGGGCGUUCUGGAAGAUGCGGUGGCUGUGCCUUCCUGCGCUGCGCUAAGAUUGGAAACAUUGGGGGUGCACUUCCCACUUCCCAGUAAUGACGGCGACGGCGACGGCUAUGACGGCGACGGCGUCGUGGAACCUGAUGACGAGCCGGGGCGGUGGCGGCGGCGGAGGGAGGACCGUGCUGAUUACGGGAGUCAGCAAGGGCCUCGGCCAGGCCCUCGCCCUCGAGCUCGCCAAGCGCGGCCACUCCAUCAUCGGCUGCUCCCGCUCCCAAGACAAGCUCGACUCCCUCCGCUCCCUCCUCUCCUCCUCCUCCUCCGACGCCGCCGCCGACUCCCCUCACCUCCUCCUCAACGUCGAUGUCAGAUCAAACAGCAGCGUCGAGGAGCUCGCGCGCGCGGUCAUGGACAAAACGGGCGUUCCCGACAUCAUAGUCAACAAUGCCGGGACCAUCAACAAGAACAACAAGAUUUGGGAGGUCCCGGCGGAGGAGUUCGACGCCGUCAUCGACACCAACGUCAAAGGCAUCGCCAACAUGCUGCGUCACUUUCUCCCUCCCAUGAUUCAGCGCAAGCAUGGCGUCAUCGUCAACAUGUCUUCCGGCUGGGGCAGGUCCGGCGCCGCUCUGGUUGCCCCUUAUUGUGCAUCGAAAUGGGCAGUCGAGGGUUUGACUAAAUCGGUUGCCAAGGAGUUGCCUGAUGGGAUGGCAAUUGUCGCGCUUAAUCCCGGCGUGAUAAACACUGAUAUGCUGGCUUCCUGCUUUGGCGGUUCAGCUUCCCUGUAUCAGGCACCUGAUGCAUGGGCUGUGAAGGCUGCUGCUAUGAUACUGAAUCUUACAGGAGCAGACAAUGGUGCAUCCCUUACCGUGUGAGGAAAUUAUUUACGAUCGACAAUUUUGCGUUGACCUUGGGAGAUGACAACGACUGUUGAAUCCACUGGAGCAGCCAAAUAGACUUGCCAAUCUUGAAACUAGUCAUAGGUUUAUCCUCACUCAUCGGACAAUUUGCCAGUCAGUGGUGAGGGUAUAAUCCUCGUUAGCUUGUAAUUGUAUAAAUUGGACUUAUAUCACUCCAUUUUAAUCUCAUUUGGUUUUAGCAUCUA